AUGCAAAGCUCCAAGGUUCAAGUCACCUUCGGUUCUGAAACCUUAUAUCUCAAAUUAACCGACGAUCCUGAUGAUUUCAUCAAUGCUAUUUGCUCUACAUUUAAAAUCAAACAGUUCGACGCAAAGUAUCAAUUAUUUUCAUAAUAGAGUAGAGUGGAAAUAAAAAACAAUUAGCAAUUAAUUUUUGAAUUUCGAAAUUCCAAUUCAAUAUAAAAGGAUACGAUGCUUAAGAUAAAAUAAUUAGGAUGCAAGUCCAUAAAUAUUAUUGAAUAUAAGGAUCAAUAAAAUCAAGUCAAUAAUUACAAAUUUUUUGAAGCUUUUGUAUAAGGAAAUGAAAUUCAAUGCUGCACCAGAUCAGAUUGCAACUUAUGCAAGGGAAAUGGAUAAGCUAUCAUUGAAGAAAGUGAUCAUCCAUUUAUAAAUGAAGUUGUUAAGAACAAAAUAAGUGAAAGACUACCCGAUAUUCGUGAAAUGUAAAUUUCCUUAUGCCACCAUAGAAUUCAAAGAAGAGAAUAAUAAAAAAUCACUUCCCCCGAAGAUUUUUUGAAAUACCACAUGACUAUCAAACAAGAUUUUAAACCGGAAUAUUUGACAAUAACACCUCAAAAUGCUUAUAUUCGAUAUAGCUAAGACAACAAUGGUAUUAAUAAUUGACUAUCUAAGUUAUUUAGCAGGAUGAUAAAUAAAAAAGUAAAUACAGAGUAAAAAUAAUUGAAUAGUCUAAUAUUGAAGGGGAACGAGGAGGUGAGGCUGUAAUGCAAUUAAGGUAUAUGAAUGAUGGAUUUCAUAAUUGGCCUUAGAAAGUGUAAUUGGUUUGCAAUGAGGGCCCAUUUUAGAUCAGAUAAGAUAUCAAAUCAGCAAUAAAAUAGUAAAUAAUAAAUUAAGAAAUUAAAAUUCAUAUUCCUGAUAUCCCUCAGGAAUUGUACGAAUUCUCCUGCAGAUUUGAAUAUCUAAGUGAAGAUAAUCAAAGGAUUUAAUUCGGACCAGUCAUAAAAUUAAAGUUGAUUGUGAAAGAUAAGAAUGGGAAAUAAAUCAAACCAUACAAUUUUGAUGAACAAAAUAAAAAAUUAAUCCCGUUAAUUCAGAAUCAACUAAUUUAAAUGGGAUAUUAGAAUGAAGUAAUUGUCUAGAAGAUGAAUGCCAUCUUCUAACAUUCAACAAAUAGAGAAUUAACUUUGGAGCGGUUUAUGAGUGAGUUUUUUUUGGAAUGA
Molecule: messenger RNA, 1211 nt
Organism: Paramecium octaurelia
Lineage: Eukaryota; Ciliophora; Oligohymenophorea; Peniculida; Parameciidae
Source: the annotation of a GenBank genome assembly